CAAACUGUUUUGACUCCAAGGUGGCUUUUGUAAAAUGUCAGAUAUUUGUCCUUGUAACCUUAAAACUCCAUCUUCUAAGGAAGAUUUUAUAGUUUUCCUGUGAUGUAUUUCUUUAGCUGGAAUUCAGGAAUGUCGCUGAUUUCAAGACGAACUGAGAAGUCACUACUGUACAUGUUGCACUGUUACACUGACUGUUAGUGCUAAGCUUUGAGUACAGGAACAAGUGGUUUUAAUCCUAUAUACGUUGUACGAAUUAGUUCUAGUACGUCAAAUUAUGUUCUCCUGCUGAUAACCGCGUGUAAAAAUGACUGCACAUUUUCGAAGAUCAGUAGAGACAGAGCAGGGAAAUGGUAAUGAGGCAAUGACCCUCGUCGAUUUAGAGAACGUGGAAGAUGGUGGAGAAAAUUGUGAAAGUGGUUUUGUUUCACCAACGGAGCUAACGAAGAUCAAUUUCCGAUCACUGAUUGGUCAUACAGACGAGGUGAAUACAUGUGCAUUUUCUUCUGACUGGUCAAAAAUUGUCACUGGAGGGGAUGACAUGCUGGUCAAGUCAUGGGACACAAAGGCUGGCAAAGUGUUAUUCACUUUAGACAGUCAUGAAGGUGCAAUAAAAUGUGUAUGUUUUUCAUCCGAUGGGAAGUUGUUUGCCUCUGCUUCUUAUGACCAUACUGUUAGAGUUGUAAACAGCAGCACUGGAAAAGAAGUCUUCAAUCUGGAAGGACACACGCACAGUGUUGAGACAUGUUGUUUUUCUCCUGACUCAAGAUACUUGUGUUCAGGAUCUUGGGACACAUCUGCAGUUGUUUGGAAUUUAAAGACUGGCACUGCUGCAUUUGUUUUGGAUGGCCAUCGAAAUGUUGUGCAGGCCUGUGCAUUCUCUGUUGAUAGCUCAACUGUGGCAACAGGUUCUUGGGACUGUACAGUUCGUUUGUGGCCUCUAACAGAUGGCAAAAUGAAUGUCACAUGUUUGAAAGGACACAAAAGUAACAUUCAUGCAGUAGCAUUUUCUUCCAAUUCAUUACUGGCCUCAGCAUCAUGGGACAGUACCCUCCGACUUUGGGACACCCAGUCAGGAAAUUUGUUGCAUGUAUUAGAGGGACACAGUGGCUGGGUUCAGGCGUGUUCAUUUUCAGCUGAUGGAAAGCUUCUUGCAUCCGCCUCUGAUGAUCAAACGGUUCGUGUAUGGGACACAGAAACUGCGAAGUGCAUCAAGGAACUUGAGUGCGAUACAGAUGAAAUUCAUACUUGCUGUUUCACUCCCAAUGGCUCGGUAUUCGCGUCUGGACCAGCAGAAGCCGAAACAACUAUUUGUAUUUAUUAAAUAUAAUGACGAUAUUGGCCAAUCUAAGUCUGGCUUAAGCCAACCUUAACACUUAAUGACCGCCAGCUAAAGAGAACAGGAGGAGGUAUCUUUGAUAGCAGUUUUAGGCCACUAAGUAGUAAUGAGUUAAUCAUUGUUUAUGACUGAUUUUGGAUAGUUCACUUCUUGAAAAAGUUAUACUCACAAAUGAUACC
Molecule: messenger RNA, 1515 nt
Organism: Orbicella faveolata
Lineage: Eukaryota; Metazoa; Cnidaria; Anthozoa; Scleractinia; Merulinidae
Molecular function (GO): protein binding
Source: RefSeq, a predicted model, not a curated record